CUCUAUUAUCAGGCAAACAAAAGAAAAAACAACUGCAUUCCAGCAGCAGAAAAGCCAGGCUAAAUUCGCAUUACUGUUAAUAAUGUCAACAUUUCCAUCCUCAGCAUUAAUAUGAAUUUUACAUUUUUUCAAACUGCUAAAUAAACAAAAUAGAUCUCUAGGUAGUAUAAGAAUAUAACGAUUUCUUUUAAGUCUACAAAUAAUUGACAUCUGCCAAUGUUGUACCACAUUCUCAGGUAGAAAAAAAUGUGUUUUCCCUACUAACACAGAAAGCAGUUCCAUAUUUUAAUACUCCAAAUAGUUCAAAUAAAUAAGUAGUAUUGUUCCUCCUUGGCCACUUUCAAAUGUUUUAACAGACCUUUCAACUAACUUGGCACUGUCUGCCUCUCAUACCACGUCUGCCUAAAGGUCCUGCAGCCAAAGUAAACAUCUUGUGUUUAACUAGCAAAAGCCAGGUUGGAAAGAGAAAUUUACUAGUUGGUCAUAAGUUGGAAUGGCUAAAUCAGUGAUGGGAAAAUAUUUCUUGGUUGUCUGUCACCUUUUCCAGGUUGAAGGUUGCCCUCCUAUCCCUUUCUCACUAUAAAUUCACAUACGCACAUACAUAUGUGCAACUUUUAAUUUGUUUUUAGUAAAAGAAAAUGAAGAACAUAUGAAAUUUAGCCACAAAAUUAACAGUCUUUCAAAGUAACAUUUGGGAAAUACAAGCUUUUCAAGAAAACAUCCUAAAGUUUUUCCAACAAAAGCAUUUUGGCAGAAGAAGUGAUUUUUAAAAAGAACCCCAAAAUUUAAAGCAUUAUUGAGAUUAAUUUCCAUUUGUGAGGGACAGAGGGAAUUUAGUUACAGGGGAAGACAGUGACAUUUCUUAACAGUUCACUUCAUCAACCUUAUCAAUUUUAUCUCCAUCCACAUAAAAGCAAUCAAAUCUUGCAUAUAACUGCUUCUGUUGCUCUUCCAAGAUAUAACAGCUCACUUCUCAUAUUGCAUUAGCAGCACUGUAAGCCACUAUUUUAGAUCUCCCUUAGGCUAAUUGGGUAGGUUUAACUAAUCCAUGACAGGGUAAAAACUACGCAUAGAUGAAUUGAAAAUCAAUAGAUUGAACUAGGUAUUUAGCUGUAGCAGCAUUAAACAAUUUCAACACUUUUUUUUUGUUUUUUCCUUUUUUGAUCAAUAUCUACUUUGGCAAAUCCACUGAAUUAAGUCAGGCUAGUAUAAAGCAUCAAGUUGUAGUCAAUGUCACGAGUAUCAAAGCUGUGACUGGUCCUCAAACAAGGCACUCAUAGUGUUUUCUGAUCCUCCACAUUUUCUGAUGUAUAACUACACCUAUUUAUCUAACUGCUAUAGCUAGAAAAAGUUUAAAAGUAUUCAGGAAUCAUUAGCUCGGAUUUAUUCUUUUAAAGGAAUUCUCAUCAAAUUCACUUUUAAGUCCCAAAAUUUGUCUUCUAAAAUAUCCCUGGUAGAUGGCACUACUUGUCCUAACUCAUAUUUGGAGGUUCCUCCUGCCAUAAAUCAGCCCCAAAAUAAUGCUUCUAUCCGUAGACCACCAAAUAUUUUUUAAAGAUCAGUUAAACUGUCUUCUGGGACUCUUGAUCUUCUUUAUGGAGGGAAAAAAACACCAUCACACUAACCAAAAAGAUAAUUAUUUUUUGAAUCAUGCGAGCAGUCUGCGCAAUUCUAUGGGGCAGUUUGUGUUCUGUAAGCAGAACUUGUUCAGCUGAAUCAGUAAUUAAAAGCAUAAGUCAGCUUUUGAGCUAAAGAAGGUGGCUCUUACACUAUUAUCUGUACUAGCCUUUUUAGGAGAUAAAGACUAAUACUACCUAAUGUCACUUACACAAAUAUUUAGCUUUUCUCAUUGUCUGCUGUUUAAAGCAGGUCUUUUGAUACACCUACAUUUCUAGAAUACUCAUACAAACUACAUCUGUUUAAAGUGAUGAAAGACAACAGCUCUGGAGUUCUUUCUGGGAAUGAGGCUGUGUAGUCUUUUUUGUUGUUGUUGUUGUUGUUUUUGUUCUUUUUCUUCUUUUCUGUAAAUUUAUGUGAAUCAGAGAUUAUGGAUGUGGUAAUUUCAUAUGUUAUCUUGAGAUACAAGGUUAAGGUAAAAUCUCUCUUAACACAGAAAUGUUUAUGUUCUGUAUAGAAGGAGAUCUUUAAUACUGAGGUACUCCUCAUCUCUUCAGUCUUUACUGUUAGUAAAAACAGCAGUUGCUCUGAUUUCCCAGAAAAAAAAGUAUUUAAUAUAUAAGUUUAACUACAACACACGUUGUCUGCUAAAGGGAAAAUAUCUGCUUUUCCAAUGGGUGUGGAAGGAUUUAUCUUUCACUUUCUUUAGAAUCGCUCAAUCACUGAGUGAAGUUCUAGGAAUGCACUGUAACAGACACCAAAGCUGUUCUCUCCAGAUCCACUGCUUCACAGAAUACUCCAUAAUUGGUUAUGCAUAUUUGUUACAAACCUGACUAUUUGCCACAUACCAACUGCCAUAUUUUGCAGUUCAGAAGGAAGAAGUUCUGUUCAAAAUCGUAAGAACACACAAUAGGAUUUCCAGCCUCCUCACUCAUCCAGCUCCAAAGCCACUUUCCCCAUAGCAUCCAACAGAGAACUGCUGCGUGGAAAAGGCUCCUGCCAAAUCCUAGUUUUGUGUGCUCUGGCAUUUUGAUGGAAAUAGUUUGGUGUUAAAAAAAAAUAUUUUCCUUUUCCAGCCAUGUUCUUUUUCCACUCUCCUUGUAUUUUGCACCAGUACAACUAUUUCUUUUUUCUGUAAUUUGAUAAUUUAUUUUUAGGCGACCAGAACUGGCAGUUCUACACCAUCUCUUGGACACAGAAAUGGUAUCUAUGCAGGCAGGUGCAACCAGACUCUGCUUAUACCCUGGUCUGGCUGCACACAAAGCUGCAUUAGCAUGGAUGUCCCCUUGCUAACACAUGUAUUGUGCUGCACCACUCUAGGUGGUCACACAGCUUCCACUAAAGGCCUAUUUCACAUCCACUUGGCUUCUGCAGGAUUGCAAAAGUCUGGUGCCAGCUGUAUAAACAUGUCCAAUGUGUUCAGAGGUUUAAACAGAAAAAAGCAGAAUUUGCUUUGUGUAGCUGGCCAGAGGCAUAAAAUACCCUGAGGAGCACCUUUCUGUAAAGCUGCAGCUUCUAGAGAAAAUACAAACUCUCAAGAACCCAAAUGCAAGUACAACAAAUCUUCAUGGGGUCAGCUAGACAUUAGCAAUGGAAAUUGUAAUGCAGGACUUGUGAAGAGUUAAUAAAUGACAGCCAGAGGAAAAGUACAACCUGCUACCACAGACACAAAUAGAAACUGGCAUCUCAAAUUUACUUGUGUACCUUUGGCAAGUCACAGAAAGGGUUUUAUGCCCACUCUUCUGGUCAACAAAAAAGGAGCUGCUUUGGUGUCUCUCAGCAGAACUUGCCAGAUGCAAGUCCAGUCAUGCAUCUGUCAACAGAAACAUUCUGAAGGGCUUCACGUAGGUCAUGUAGCUUUGGGCCUGCCAGAUUUCCUUUGUUGAUUCAUAUUUGCAGUCACAGCCUUACUUCUACUUUAGCCUUUCCUGUUUAAAGUAAUUUUCUGGCUUAGAAGAUACACUUCAGACUAAUUUAGCAGACUACUCCGACAGAAGAUCUUUGACAAAGGAAAAAGCUUCUUUCAAGCUCACAGACACAAACAAAAUAGAAGUGCCCUGAAUUCCAAACCUGACCUGAUGGAGUGGACAGCAUUCUUGGGCUGUCACUACAGCAGGAUUUCAUCACCAGCCUGAGUUCCUCUGCAGCUUCUUGGAGCCAAGAAGCAGAACAAAUUUGGAAACAUGCAUUUACAAGUAUCUUUACUGCUGCUGUUUUGUCUGAACAUUGUCCAUGGUGGUGAUGGAUAUUUUUCUGAGCGAUAUCAGAAACAAUCUAGCAUCAAGGGGCCACAUUUUCUACCAUACAAUGUAAAGAGUCAAGGUGUGCAGGUAAGGGGGGAACAAGGACCCCCUGGUCCCCCAGGCCCCGCUGGACCAAGAGGACAACCAGGUCCUGCAGGAAAGCCAGGGUUUGGAAGUCCGGGUCCCCAAGGCCCCCCAGGUCCCCCAGGACCACCUGGGUUCUCUGCGGUUGGAAAGCCAGGAGUGCCAGGUCUGCCAGGAAAGCCAGGAGCAAGAGGACUAAAUGGUGAGAAAGGAGAACCUGGACCUGCAGGACUCCCAGGAGCAAGAGGGCCACAAGGGCCGCCCGGCACUCCCGGCCCCGCAGGACUGACUGUCCCUGGCAAGCCAGGACCACAAGGCCCUCCAGGAGCUCAGGGGCCAAGGGGACCCCCUGGUGAGAAGGGAGAGCCAGGUAUCCCAGGCAUAAAUGGACAAAAGGGAGAAAAUGGAUUCGGAAUUCCAGGCCGCCCCGGUGGCAGGGGUCUUCCAGGCCCACAGGGACCCCGGGGCCCCCCUGGUCCUGCUGGGAUUGGGAAGCCUGGUGAAAAUGGCCUGCCAGGUCAGCCGGGUCUGAAAGGUGACCGAGGUUUUCCAGGUGCACCUGGAGCAGUUGGUCUCCCAGGUCCCCAGGGUCUCCCAGGUGAACCUGGAGAAGCUGGCAUUGGGAAGCCUGGGCCAAUGGGACCACCAGGAGCAGCAGGUAUCCCCGGAGCCAAGGGACAUCCUGGACCUGCAGGGUUGCCCGGAUCCCCAGGACUCCCAGGUUUUGGAAAGCCAGGAUUGCCAGGGAUGAAGGGACACAGAGGGCCUGAAGGUCCUCCUGGCCUUCCAGGACCUAAAGGAGACCAAGGUCCAGCUGGUGUGCCAGGAGAACCAGGGCCGGUUGGGCCACCAGGGAACAUGGGCCCUCACGGACUCAAAGGUUUGCCCGGUGAGAAUGGCCUACCUGGGCCCAAAGGUGACAUGGGUCCUGCAGGCCACCCAGGAUUCCCAGGGGCCAAGGGGGAACGAGGCCUACCAGGAUUAGAGGGAAAACCGGGAUACCCAGGUGAGCAGGGUCUUGCUGGUCCUAAGGGACACCCAGGUCUCCCAGGCGCAAAAGGUGAUACAGGCCCUGCUGGGCUACCUGGGCUGCCUGGUCCAAUGGGUCCGCAAGGAGCCAAGGGAGUGCCAGGGACCAAUGGUGAGCCAGGCCCCAGAGGGCCUUCAGGAAUACCUGGCAUCAGAGGUCCCAUCGGUCCCCCUGGCCUGCCAGGAGCCCCUGGUGCAAAGGGUGAGCCAGGAGCACCAGGACUGCCGGGCCCAGCAGGCAUUUCCACAAAAGGCUUAAGUGGACCCAUGGGACCCCCUGGACCCCCUGGUCCUAAAGGCAGCAAUGGUGAGCCAGGCUUGCCCGGCCCCCCAGGUCCUCCUGGGCCCCCUGGCCAAGCUGUAAUCCCACAGAUGCCCGAAGGCUAUGUUAAAGCGGGAGAGUCUCGGGACCUAUCAGGGAUCUCUUUCAUAAAAGGAGGAGUAAACCAAGCUCUGACAGGGAUGCCGGUGUCUGCUUUCAGUGUCAUCCUCUCAAAAGCCUACCCUGCAGCAACAGUGCCCAUCAAAUUUGAUAAAAUCUUGUACAAUAGGCAGCAACACUAUGACCCCAGAACAGGAAUCUUCACCUGCAGGACCCCUGGACUGUACUAUUUCUCCUACCAUGUACACGCAAAGGGAACAAAUGUUUGGGUUGCACUCUACAAAAAUGGUUCCCCGCUUAUGUACACCUAUGAUGAGUACAAGAAAGGAUACCUUGACCAGGCUUCUGGCAGUGCUGUCAUCGAUCUCAUGGAGAAUGACCAAGUAUGGCUCCAACUGCCCAAUUCAGAAUCUAAUGGUCUCUACUCCUCUGACUAUGUUCACUCUUCUUUCUCAGGUUUCCUGUUUGCUCACAUCUAAUAUCCAACUUACCCUAUCCUGACACACUCUCCUUCAGACCAUGUUAACGAGGUACUGCUCUGAUUUGUCCUUAAGCAGGUCAUGCAACUUCAGUGUUGCAACAGGAAUGGAGGAGGAGGAGAGAAAGUGGAAGAGAGUUGUUCAAACGUAGCAGAAUAAUAUUGUAUGUUUUUAGAGAAUUGUAAUAAAAAAAUUGUUUCGAAUGAUGAUUAAUUGUCUGAAUGCAACAUAAAAAUUUUAUGAAUUAAUACUAUGCACCAGUCUCUGUCCUUUUUUCCUUUUUUUUUAUUUUUAAAAGGAAAAUCAGUAUUUCUACCACACCUCAUAACACAAUAAAGGAUGCUAGAUCAUACUUCACUAUACUUAAAUUAACUGAAGGCAUUUUAUUCCAAAUAAAUGGUCUCAAAUACGCCACAGUCACCUCAACAGCUGGACAAUACACUUCAGGAACAUUCUACAUCCAGCUUCAUUUUUAAGCUAUCCAACAGGAGACAAUAGAGUCUAAUAGAGUCUCCUAUCCAACAGGAGACAAUAGACUAAUAGAGUCCAUAUCAUAAUCACAGUUUUCAUUUAGUUCUACUGUUCUUAUUAAUCAAUAACUACCUUGGAUAAAGGUGGAUUUACAAAUUAUCACAUGUUACUGAAGAUCUAAAGUUUCACAAUAUGAAAAAGCAACCAGAUUUGAAGUCUCAAAAUCCACUCGGCUUUCUUUAAUGCACAUUGAUGCAACAAACUAGUUCAGUAUUUUUAAAUCUCCAAACAUUCUGUAACAUUCAGAGUACCAUAAACAACAAUGACCAAACCUUAAAAACAUAUCCUCCCAAGCAUGCAGACACUUACAAAACAGAACAGCUUUACUACCCCGAAACUGGAUAUAAUCCUUGCCCUGAUUUUUCCCGAACAGUUCAUUCCUUUAAAACACAAUAGUGUGAGGAAUAUGUUUUACUUAUUUGGUAAAUUUAUAAGAUGAUGGCAGUAAUUAGUCAGUAGACAUAACCAUAUUUACCAUACAAACACGUCUCACAAAAAGUAGUUAUUUCAUCGAUUUGUUAUGCUACUAUGAAAAGUUAGCUUAUGAAUUAUGAAACCUUAACAGGUUGAUCACACAUUUCUUCCAGUGACCAUUGCCAUUCAUGUGCUUUAAAAGUAUCAUAUACAUCAAAACCUUAAGAACCCUUAAAUCUACUAUAGUUAGCUUUUCUUUUUUUUAAACAGAAGCUUUUAAUCACUUGCACUGAAAGUAUGCAAGCCUAUGUUUAAAUUUUUCUGAUAUUACCAUUUCUUCAUGAAGGCAGAACUUGAGGCUUGUUAUGUUGUGUACAUUUGAAAUCAGCAAUAUCCUUAAUACUUGAUCAUACACUGGAAUUAAUAAAAAAGCUAGGAUACUUUUUGCUUGAUGGUUGACCCAUCAUUAGCAAAACUAUAUAAUGUUUUGGAAACUAUAAAGACCUACCAUGAAAGUAACUUUAAGAAUUUUUUUCUUCCUCUUUUAAGUGCUGCUGGAUAAGGAAACCUAUGGUUUAGGCCACAAUUCAGCAAAAUAAUAAAUGAACAUUAGUUCAAUAGUGUUUCCCAGUAUUUAAACAUAGCACAUCCUGCUGCCCAUCCACUCUACCAACUUGGAACUUUUGUUUCAGAAACAAACAGAGGGACUGGAUAUGGGAGCUGGAAAAUAUGACUAAGUAGUAGGUUUCUGGUUAAUUAGUUCACAUAUGAAAUCUAUGCCAAAGCACAUGCUUGAAAUUGUUGGAGAUGCUUGGUGCUCAGCAGCUCAGGACCACAGUGACCUGUUAUUCCAAUUAAUUUAAAAGAAACUGGGCCCAGGCAGCAUUCUUAAAAGCAUAGUUCACUAACCCUAAUCAUCCAUCCAUCCAUCCAUCCAUCCAUCCAUCCAUCCAUCCAUCCAUCCAUCCAUCCAUCCCUCCCUCCCUCCAUCCACUUUAAAUCAGGUUUUGUGCUUUAUGUCUUCAUUCCUCGAACAUGUGGGACUUCAAAUAAGUCUACAUGUUGGAACUUCAUGCCUGGUUUUUUAAGUCUUUUCAUAUUAAGUUUCAGAUAUUAAGUCACUAAGAAAGCAACUCUUAAAACUGAAAAGCUAGAGAUGAUACAGCAAAUUGCGGCAAAAGCACAACUUAUACUUUGAUUUUAGCUUUGGAUUUUCAGUUUAGGGGGGACCUUGAGAAGGUCUGUAAGAUUUUUAAGUUUGUUUUUUAAUAUUUUCUCCACAAGAAGAUUAGCAAUUUAACCAAAAAUAAAGCCCUUCCAAGCCCACUAUUUCUUCUGCAUCUUGCAUAUUAAAGGAAAGAAAAUCCAACAUGAGAUUCUAAGAGCCUGUUAUAGUGCAAAAUCAGUUCCAAAGAAGUACUGAAAUUUCUGAAGCCUUAAGUGAUCAAAAACAAGAAGUACUCAAACAAUCCCUUCUGUAUUUACUUGGAAAACACAGCAAAGAAAUGUAACAAGUUAACUUUUCACUUGCUACUUUGGUGCAGUUUUCACAAUUAAGACAAAUAAAGAUAUCUCACUACUGUUACAUCAACAUUAGGAACUACUAAUAUUUUGCACAAGUUUAGUUUUCCUUUGGCUAGAAAAGCAUCUUUGCUUUUUGUUUCUUAUGUCUAAAGUUGCAUAUUAAAGACAAAACAUAUAUAUCACAAACAUCUAGAUUUGUUAUCUUCUGCCAAGACCAUAAACUUGUGAUCAAAACCAUGUAUCCUAACAAGCCUUGUUAUGGGCAAUUUAUGAAGUCUGCUGCCAUACCAGCCAUGAUUUUUUACUUUCAAAAUUAAAUAUAAUCUUAUAAACUGAUUGAAAAUACUACAAAUAUAUAAUUCUAACUAUACAGCCAUAGAUGCCACAGUUUCAAAAAAUGUUAGGAAAAUUACAGGGAAAGGCAAGUCUUCCCAAGAGAAACUAGCCUUUAAGAUAAAGAAUGCUACAAAAUUCUGCUUUAAGAAGUUAUAUUUAGCAACAUUUCCCUAAAAAAGCCAUUGAUUUUUCUGUCAAAAAAGUUCAUCAAACCUGAAAAUUUUCACAAGGAAAUAAUUAUACAGUACUUCAAGCUCUUACUAAUCCUCUCAAGAGCACACUUUGAUUCCAUAAUACAUCCACAUAGCUUGAUAGUGUAAAAUACAUUGCCCCAUGAUGUUUUCUUUAAAAUUGCUCUUCAUUACUAUCGAUAAAACAUCCACUAAAUCAAACACAUUCAAGGUAAUAUUAACCACCUUACAGUCACAAACUAUUCCAGUAAUUAGAAUAAAGUAAUGAGAAUAAAAUGGAUUCUCAAGUAAUGUAAUGCUUAGUUGGGAUAUCAGUUACAGAGAGCUCUCUUGCAGGUAUUACUAGGUAAGAAAUGACCACAUUGCAAAUAUCUGCGUUCAUUGCUAUCUGACACCAUGCUUUUCUGAUAGCAUUGUUUCAUAGAUUUUCCUUUCUUUUUCUUUUUUGAGUUAUUUUUCACAACAAAAUGUCUAAAAUAACGCAAGACUAUUUGGGAACCUCCUUCCUCUUGCAAGCCUCAGCUCUUCACUUCUUCACAAGGAGAAGAGUGGGUUAAUACUCUUCAUCAAGCUGAGUCAGGACAAUCAUGCCUAUCUGAAAGAGCCAUCCAAAAAAAAUAUCAUAGGGCAAUUAUCUAAGGCAAUUACCAUAGCUAAGACAAUGAAAAGCAAAAUCCAUCAGACACCUGAUUAUGAUCAAAAAAAAUCCAGUGAAAAAGAGAAGGGACAUAGAGACACAAGGGCAUACUGACAACAAAUCAAAGUGAACUGCAAACACUCGGUGGAUUUCAAAAAAUAAAGCGGUCAGUCGUUCUGCUCCGCCACUGACAAUGGCACCACUAGAACGGCGUUUCGAGUUGGGAACUUUGCGUCCCCUCAACUGACCACUUAAUAAGUUUGCCUUUGAAAUUUUACCUUGACUAACUGUUAAUGAGCACUGUUUUUCUCUGAAGGGUUAAAACCUCUCCAAGACAUGGAGUUAAGUCAAAAGGCUGUGGUUUUCAGGCCAGAUUCUGGGCUAUGAUAGACACUGGGCUUCCUGGUAUGUAGAUGUUGGGAUCCAGGUUUGAGAGUUUCCUCAGGAAGUUAUGUGAGAUGUGAAAUUGAGAAAAAAAAAUCGCUUUGUCAGCAGUGAUAGAAGAUUAGUACCCUUA
This is a messenger RNA of Motacilla alba alba, 9984 nucleotides long. RefSeq names its product collagen type X alpha 1 chain (gene COL10A1). Gene Ontology annotation, molecular function: protein binding. The transcript is spliced from 4 exons. NCBI's taxonomy places the organism in Eukaryota, Metazoa, Chordata, Aves, Passeriformes, Motacillidae. Bases 3801 to 5834 code for a protein of 677 amino acids. The record is from RefSeq and is a predicted model, not a curated record.